AUGAGCGAUACAUACCAACUGAAUCUCUACAAACAGAUGCAUACUAUGUUAUCAUCUCCACCUAAGCCAAGAGACAAUAAUCAGCCAUAUCGCAAUCCUUUGGUCCCAGACACUCUUGAUCAAGCUCCAGCUUAUAAAUCAAGAUCGUCAGUUCCAGGGUAUAUGGAAUCCUCUAACUCCCCCCCCCCUUUAAAUUGGAACUAAAAAUUUUGUUCCAAUUUAAAGGGGGGUUAAGAAAAUUUUUUAUAAAAAAAAUUCAAAAAUUUAUCGAAUUAGAUUAAUAAAUUUGUUUAAUAAAAUGCUAUUUACUCUUUAUCCUUUAAAACAAAGCAAGAUAUAGCUAAAAUUUUAUUAUUAAUUAAUACGCCACUAUUAAUUGGUAUCAAAACUAUUUACACAAAAAUUAUUAUUUUUAUUGAUAAAAAAAAAAAAUUAAAAAAACAAAUUUUAGAAAAUUUAUUAAUCAAAGUGCUAAUUUUGUUUAAAUAAGAUGUUAUUUAUACUCUAUUCUUUAAAAUAAAGCAAGAGAUAAGUAAAUUUUGAAUUUUUGUAAAGAAUUCGUAUUGAAUUUAUAUCAAAGCUAUUUAAAUAAAAAAUAUCAUUUUUAUCAAAAAAAAUAAAUUUUUUUUAAAAAUUUUUUAAAAACAAAAAAAAAAUUAAAUAUUUUUAAAAAAUUUACAAUUAACGAUAAUAAAUUUAUUUAAAUAAGAUGUUCUUUAUACUCUAUUCUUUAAACAAGAGCAGGAUAUAACUAAAUUUUUAAUUUUAGUUAAGAAGAAACAUUUAAUAUAUAUCAAAACUUUUUACAUAAAAAUUAUGAUUUAUAUAUAUAAAAUUUUUUAUUAUAAAAUUAAAUUUUGUUCCAAUUUAAAGGGGGGGGAGUAAGCCACUAACUGAAAGACCUCGAGGGAUAGCCAGGACUUCUUUAUCUGACAAGCACUCAGGCUCUUUUGCAUUUUCAUAUGAAACACCAGAAGACUUUGUGCCUUCUCGCCGAGUAAUUGCUCAAAAGUCCAGCGAAACGUUUGAGCAGCCGAUUUCUGUCAGAAAGUCUGCUUACCAGCCUCCUGAAAGAAAUCCUAUUACUCAAAACUCAAAAGAACUCGAAGUCCACCAGCCAAAAGUUAGAGGAAAAGGACAGCCGCCAUCUUCAUUAGGUGAAGUAAUCACCCAGGAUAAAAAGCCAGUAGAAGAAACACCUGCAAGGAACUCAAUGUAUUUCCAAAAGAUGAGGAGUAAUAUAUUUGAUGGCAAUGCUGCUGAAGUAGAAAGAGAAAGACCUAACUAUUUUCUGUAAAAAAAAUUUAUUUUUUUGGAUAAAUUAUUUUUUAUAUGAAAAAUUGUUGCGGUGAAGGUAAGAAAAAAGUUGUUAUGGAUAGGCCUGAAGGUGCAGGGUCUCUUUUGCAAUAUAAUUAUGCGCUUGAAUAUAGAGACUCUGGUGUGUCUGGAAAGCCAAGUGAUCAUAAGGUUGAAAAGGAAGCUUUACAGCAGACAAAGGUGUCAAGAGGAAUGGCUGAAGUAUUUAAGAUGAGAAGAAACCAAUCAGCGGUCACUUUCGCUUAG
Blepharisma stoltei is the source of this 1563-nucleotide messenger RNA. The record is from the annotation of a GenBank genome assembly. NCBI's taxonomy places the organism in Eukaryota, Ciliophora, Heterotrichea, Heterotrichida, Blepharismidae.